Messenger RNA from Actinia tenebrosa (Australian red waratah sea anemone), 1858 nucleotides. RefSeq names its product melatonin receptor type 1B-B-like. Lineage: Eukaryota; Metazoa; Cnidaria; Anthozoa; Actiniaria; Actiniidae. Gene Ontology annotation, cellular component: membrane. The record is from RefSeq and is a predicted model, not a curated record. Gene Ontology annotation, biological process: G protein-coupled receptor signaling pathway. Gene Ontology annotation, molecular function: G protein-coupled receptor activity.
AAGACUGGCAAACUGCAACGCGGAAAAAGUUUUUGUUCCUCGUGGAAUUAAGUGAAAGUGUCUUGAAAUAGUAUGUCUUUUUCGAGUGAUUUCAUACUUAUAUUUCCGCCUCUUGAAACCAUGACAAGAACUUCAAAUUGGAUAUAUAUUGUUUAAGUUUGUCACUAAGGGAAUUACCAAUUCAAACUUGCUUUAUUAGGAAGUUGCUGCAAAGUCAUUGGCACCCUUUGUGUUGACCACAAAAGGACAAGAAACAAAAGCAACUGUUCGUGUGAACUCUACCAUUUCCCCCCGGCAUAGAAUAGAAUUAAUUAGACCUCUGUAGGAUUGGAGCAAUAGCAUUGAUUCUUAGUUUAUAGGAGACAGCGAUUCAACGAGCGAGUUGCUUCAAUAUCAAGAUGAACGUCUCAGAAAGUUCAUUAGAUGUGUUAGCUGCCGAGUUAGCGUCAAGAAGGUCAUUUCUUAAAGUGAUUGAAUGCGUGGUUUUCGGGAUUUUGCUGUUGACGACAGUCAUAGGAAACUUGCUAACUCUAUUGACAGUUUAUAGAAACAAAAGACUCCGAACAAUUCCAAAUUUUUUCGUCAUUUCGUUAGCUAUCUCUGAUCUUGGAAUGGGCCUAACUUGCAUGCCGCUUUCAUUCUCUGUGCUGGUCAAAUCCUCUUGGCUGUAUGGCGAUGUGAUGUGCCAGUUUGAAGGAUACGUAGCGAUUAUAUUGGCCGCUGCAUCAACCCAAACACUUGCAGCAAUGGCAGUCAACCGAUACUUCGGGAUCGUCAAGUGUCUUCUUUAUCGUUCUUACUUCACGACAAAACGCACUAUCGGUCUUAUCUUAGUCAUUUGGAUCUCCUCCGUCGUUCCUCCAUUCAUCUAUUUAGUAGCGGGAGAUAUAUUCAUUUUUCACCCCGGGAAACUGUUUUGUUAUUUGGAGUUGAGUGCUGGAUGGUUCACAGCAUUUUUGGUUGGCGUGUAUGUCGGGAUCCCUUCUGCAGCCAUCAUUUUCUGCUAUACUAAAGUCUUCCAAACAAUCAACGCAAGGAACAAGCGCUACAAGAAAGAUAGCAAUGGGGAUACAGUCUCCGUCGAAGAGAUCAAAAUAACGCGCACUUUAUUUGUCAUCGUGGUGUUCUACAUGAUCUGUUGGACCCCUGUCCUGAUUGUCGAUCUUGUAGACCUGUUUUUUGGCCGCUACGCUUCACCACGAGAGAUUUACUUGGCCUACACGUUCUUGGUUUCUGUAAGCAGUGCUGUCAACCCCGUUAUCUACGGCGUCAUGAAUCAAUCAUUCCGUAAAGAAUUCCUGAGUAUUCUACAAAUACUCAAUUGUUUCAAACCCCGGGGAAAUGGUAAAGCAGCCCAAAGUUCAUCUGGUGUUCAAAAACAAACUAAAGAGAUUGAACUAUCUGAAACAAGUACAAAAUCGAAAUCGCCACAUAUUUUACGCCGUGCGAAAAUAAAAACAUAAACACCAAGAGAAAUAAGAAUAAGUUUUCUUCGCUUGAAAGAAGAUGGCAACCCCAGGGCAAAUACUUGUCACUAAACUGUGACAAAAGCACGAACUAUCCACAGAAAAACAUCCUAAUUUCGACUCAUUCUUCGUAAACUUUAGUUUAUUUAUUUAGGAUUUCUUAAAACAUUUCUUCGCUUAGUAUUCAAGACAAAUAUUCAGUCAGUAUAGACGAAUGUAUCAUCGACAAAAGCGUCAGCUUUCCUAUGGAAACUAAAAGGACACUGAAUAAACCGUCCAAAAUUAAACGCAAAUAUCAUUUGUUUUUCUUAUAAAUCUUGAAUUCAAGUUAAUAAAGAAAAAAAUCUUUGUUGAAUGAAGUUUUGUAUUGAGUAAAUAUUGACUGUAUUCAU